GUCAGGGCAAUUGGACACGCAGUUGAAGCAACGAUUAUGGUGAAGGCGGUACUCUUGUCAUGGUUGAUCCUUAUUUUGAAAGUGAAUGCUUCUUUAUCACAGGACGCCACUAGUGCGAAACCAAAGUUGUCCUUAGGGGACUUUCUCAGGAACAGUACUCCAAAAGAUGUCGGCUUUUUUAUGAAAGAAGCUGGUGUCGAGGCGAAGUCAGGAUACAUUACGGUUCAACCAGGAAGUCACCUAUUUUUUCUUUUGCUGAAAUCGCCACAGGUUAAAUCAGAUGCACCACUGAUACUUUGGCUCGAAGGAGGCCCUGGGAAGUCAGGCCUUGAUAGUCAAUUCCUUAAGAAUGGUCCAAUUGGCAUCGAUGCUCAAGGAAACCUUUACAACAGAAGCUCCACAUUCCUGAACUUUUCGGACAUAUUGUACGUGGACUACCCUGCAGGUGGUGGUUUGAGCAUUAUUGAAAACGGAGAUGUCCUGUCAACGUCACUUGAUAAUGUGACCGAAGACUUAUUGACGUUUUUAAAAAGGUUCUACGAACUCUUCGAUGAGUACCAAAACAGAAGGCUGUACCUGGUAGGACAGAGUUACGGAGCGAGAGCGGCUGUCGCCUUAGCAGAACGUAUGCGAACGGAAGAAUGCCAAAACCGUCCACGCGGUCUCGUACUUUCCGCGGGAUUUUUAAUCCCGGUGGAGGAUAGCAUCCUGAAGUGUCAGGAAUACCUAUACCAACUUAGUCUGCUGGACGAGAAGGGCCGGACCGAACUGGGGAUGAAGUUUCAUUCUUCUAACCUACGAAAAGUGCACUUCAUCCGUUCCGGGAAGUCAAGCGGCAGCCAGGGAGGCCAGUUUUUUGGGCCUUGGACCAUUCUUCACGGAAAUACGACCAAGGGAUUGCUACCUCCAGAAGUGAGCCUGUGUAAGCUUACCGACGAGUAG
Molecule: messenger RNA, 942 nt
Organism: Dermacentor silvarum
Lineage: Eukaryota; Metazoa; Arthropoda; Arachnida; Ixodida; Ixodidae
Product: vitellogenic carboxypeptidase-like
Exons: 5
Coding region: 37-942 (301 amino acids)
Biological process (GO): proteolysis
Molecular function (GO): serine-type carboxypeptidase activity
Source: RefSeq, a predicted model, not a curated record